AUGCCCACGAACUUCACCGUGGUGCCCGUGGAGGCGCGCGCCGACGGCGGCGGGGACGAGGCGGCCGAGCGGACGGACGCGCCCGGAGUCCCCCAGGGCCCCGAGUCCGGCGGCCCCAGCCCGGGAGAUGGAAGCGCAAGAGAGAGCGGCAUGUUGGCUAACAGCGUCGAGGCGGAGAGGGAGAGUUUCUUUGAAGGAAAGAAUAUGGCGCUUUUUGAGGAGGAGAUGGACAGCAACCCCAUGGUGUCGUCCCUGCUCAACAAGCUGGCCAACUACACCAACCUGAGCCAGGGCGUGGUGGAGCACGAGGAGGACGAGGACAGCAAGAGGCGGGAAGUCAAGACCCCACGCAUGGGCACCUUCAUCGGCGUCUACCUGCCCUGCCUGCAGAACAUCCUGGGUGUGAUCCUCUUCCUGCGCCUGACGUGGAUCGUGGGGGCGGCAGGCGUGCUCCAGUCCUUCCUCAUUGUGUCCAUGUGCUGCACCUGCACGAUGCUCACCGCCAUCUCCAUGAGUGCGAUUGCCACCAAUGGUGUGGUCCCAGCUGGAGGAUCGUACUACAUGAUAUCCCGGUCUCUGGGCCCCGAGUUUGGAGGGGCUGUUGGCCUCUGCUUCUACCUGGGCACGACGUUUGCAGGGGCCAUGUAUAUUUUGGGGACCAUUGAGAUUUUUUUGACCUACAUCUCCACCGGCGUGGCGGUCUUCCAAGCAGAGACGGUGGAGGGCGAGGCCGUGGCCCUGCUGAACAACAUGCGUGUGUACGGGACAUGCACUCUGGCGCUCAUGGCCCUGGUGGUCUUCGUGGGCGUCAAGUAUGUCAACAAGCUGGCCCUGGUCUUCCUGGCCUGUGUGGUGCUGUCCAUCCUGGCCAUCUAUGCUGGUGUCAUCAAGACCGCCUUCGAUCCUCCAGACAUCCCGGUCUGUCUCCUGGGGAACCGCACGCUGUCAAAACGCAGCUUCGACGUCUGUUCCAAGAUGCACGUUGUUGGCAACAACACGGUGACCACUGCGCUCUGGGGCCUCUUCUGCAACGGCUCCCGGCCCAGCGCCACCUGCGACGAGUACUUUGCACAGAACAAUGUCACCGAGAUCCAGGGCAUCCCGGGUGUGGCCAGUGGUGUCUUCCUGGACAACCUGUGGAGCACCUAUGCAGACAAGGGGGCGUUCGUGGAGAAGAAGGGCGUGCCCUCGGUGCCCGUGCCGGAGGAGGGUCGCACCCGCGGGCAGCCCUACGUGCUCACCGACAUCAUGACCUGCUUCACCAUGCUGGUCGGUAUCUACUUCCCGUCGGUCACCGGGAUCAUGGCCGGCUCCAACAGGUCCGGCGACCUCAAGGACGCCCAGAAGUCGAUCCCCACGGGGACCAUUUUGGCAAUUGUGACCACAUCUUUUAUUUAUCUCUCCUGCAUAGCGCUUUUUGGGGCCUGCAUCGAGGGUGUGGUCUUGCGAGAUAAGUUUGGGGAGGCUCUGCAGGGGAACCUCGUCAUCGGCAUGCUGGCCUGGCCAUCCCCAUGGGUCAUCGUCAUUGGCUCUUUUUUCUCCACGUGUGGUGCCGGACUGCAGAGCCUGACAGGGGCUCCCCGCCUGCUGCAGGCCAUCGCCCGCGAUGGCAUUGUCCCCUUCCUCCAGGUGUUUGGCCACGGGAAGGCCAACGGGGAGCCCACGUGGGCGCUGCUGCUCACAGCCCUCAUCUGCGAGACUGGCAUUCUCAUCGCCUCCCUGGACAGUGUGGCCCCCAUCCUCUCCAUGUUCUUCCUCAUGUGCUACAUGUUCGUGAACCUGGCCUGCGCCGUGCAGACCCUGCUGCGCACGCCCAACUGGCGCCCACGCUUCAAGUUCUACCACUGGACGCUGUCCUUCCUGGGCAUGAGCCUGUGCCUGGCCCUGAUGUUCAUCUGCUCCUGGUACUACGCGCUCUUCGCCAUGCUCAUAGCCGGCUGCAUCUACAAGUACAUCGAGUACCGCGGGGCCGAGAAGGAGUGGGGUGACGGUAUCAGGGGCCUGUCACUGAAUGCCGCCCGCUACGCACUGCUGCGCGUGGAGCACGGCCCCCCACACACCAAGAACUGGAGGCCGCAGGUGCUGGUGAUGCUGAGCUUGGACACGGAGCAGCGCGUGAAGCACCCACGCCUGCUGUCCCUCACCUCGCAGCUGAAGGCCGGCAAGGGCCUGACCAUCGUGGGCUCGGUGCUGGAGGGGACCUACCUGGACAAGCACGAGGAGGCGCAGUGCGCCGAGGAGAAUAUCCGCACGCUGAUGGGCGUGGAAAGGACCAAAGGCUUCUGCCAGCUGGUGGUCUCCUCCAGCCUGCGGGACGGCAUGUCCCACCUGAUCCAGUCUGCCGGCCUGGGGGGCAUGAAGCACAACACGGUGCUCAUGGCCUGGCCCGCAUCCUGGAAGCAGGCUGCCGGCCCCUUCUCCUGGAAGAACUUCGUAGACACCGUCCGUGACACCACCGCGGCACAGCAGGCCCUGCUGGUGGCCAAAAACAUCGACGCCUUCCCGCAGAACCAGGAGCGCUUCAGCGAGGGGCACAUCGACGUGUGGUGGGUCGUGCACGACGGCGGCAUGCUCAUGCUGCUGCCCUUCCUGCUGCGCCAGCACAAGGUGUGGAGGAAGUGCCGGAUGCGCAUCUUCACAGUGGCGCAGGUGGAUGACAACAGCAUCCAGAUGAAGAAGGACUUGCAGACCUUCCUGUACCACCUGCGCAUCAGUGCCGAGGUGGAGGUGGUGGAGAUGGUUGAAAAUGACAUUUCCGCGUUCACCUACGAAAAGACGCUGAUGAUGGAGCAGAGGUCCCAGAUGCUGAAGCAGAUGCAGCUGUCCAAGACCGAGCGGGAGAGAGAGGCCCAGCUAAUCCACGACAGGAACACUGCGUCCCACACUGCAGUGGCCAGCAAGACCCAAGCCCCGCCCACGCCGGACAAGGUGCAGAUGACCUGGACGAAGGAGAAGCUGGUCACCGAGAAGCACAAGAAUAAAGACGCUGGCGUGACUGGGCUCAGAGACCUCUUCAGCCUGAAGCCGGACCAGUCCAACGUCAGGAGGAUGCACACGGCUGUGAAGCUCAAUGGUGUUGUCCUCAGCAAGUCCCAGGAUGCCCAGCUGGUCCUGCUGAACAUGCCAGGGCCCCCCAGGAACCGCCAAGGAGAUGAGAACUACAUGGAGUUUCUCGAGGUCUUGACCGAAGGGCUGAACAGAGUCCUCCUGGUCAGGGGCAGCGGCCGGGAGGUGAUCACCAUCUACUCCUAAAGCUCACAACGUCGGCAGCACUGGGAUGGGCGCGGACGCUGCUGGCAGCCUGGGGCCAGGCUCGGACUGGAGGAGACGGACACAGACAACGCCUGCCGCUCAGCGGUUCCCGGCCUGUCACCUGCUGUCCUCUCCCGACUGAAGGCAUCCAGAUGGCCUCACACCACAGCAGAGAGCCCGCGUGGGGCUGGAACGGUUUCCUUGUGGCCGGGGGAGAGGCUGCUGCCCCCGGUGACCAGGAGCAGUGGCCAAACCUUCAGCCUUCAGAUUCU
Cynocephalus volans (Philippine flying lemur) is the source of this 3524-nucleotide messenger RNA. RefSeq names its product solute carrier family 12 member 7 (gene SLC12A7). NCBI's taxonomy places the organism in Eukaryota, Metazoa, Chordata, Mammalia, Dermoptera, Cynocephalidae. The coding region runs from base 1 to 3252 and encodes 1083 amino acids. Gene Ontology annotation, molecular function: potassium:chloride symporter activity. Gene Ontology annotation, biological process: chemical synaptic transmission; potassium ion import across plasma membrane; chloride transmembrane transport. Gene Ontology annotation, cellular component: plasma membrane. The record is from RefSeq and is a predicted model, not a curated record. The transcript has 24 exons.